UUGUCAAGAAAGAAUUCUUGCUAUUUGUUUCAUUCCCAUAUGUACCGUGUCUCUUGGAAAAAUAUUCAUGAAGCAGAUUAUUAACACAUUGAAAAGAGAUGCAUAUGAUUUGAACGCAUACAUUAUGGUACCAUUUUUUUUCAUUCCAAAUGCACUUACAUGCCCUGAAUCCACUGUAAAAAGGCCAGCCAUGGAAUCCAACCAAAAUACGUGUGCAAGCUUUGCAGCCCGGCAAGUUUUUUCCCUGGUUUUGUUGCUGGAAUAGUCUCUGUGUACCGAACCAACACAGUUUCUCGUUUAGUAUUAAAGCUGUAAUAUAUUGGGCCAGAAACAACAAAAUAUGGGAGAAGGGCAUAGAUGUACUCGAUGCAUACAUGAAAGGAAGGGGCACAAUGAAUCGCCAUGAAAGAUGCUAAUCUAUCUAGGAGCCAUGGGUGAACCUCGUACGUACAGAGAUGCUGCAAUCGAAGGAAAUAGUGGCUGGCCUCUGCUAUUCCUGCGUGAAAGACAUACAAUCAGAAGAACAUUCGAACGAAAGCCAUAUUUCUGAACUCAGCGACGAAACGAGGCAGAAGCUAACAAUAUGAACACCAACCAUGUAAUAGCAAAAAUCUACCGUUGGGCAAGAAAGUUGACUACAGGCCAACGAAAUCAGAUCAAGGCAAGACCGGGUACUCCUGUCUCCUCGAGGGGAUUGUCCUGGUGCGCCUGCAAGUGGUCAGGCACUCAGACAGGCAAGCGUUGUUGGAUCCCUCGAGCGCUGGAUCCCUCGCUCGGCUUGCGUCGACUGGAUCCUCUGUCGGUUCCCUCGCGCGCGUCGCGUGGCUCGCGUCCGCUGGAUCCCGUCGACCGCCGGUUCCCACGCGAGCGUCGCGUCGGCUUCAUCCCCUCCCGCUGCGGAUCUAGCGUCGCCUGGCUCCCCACCCGCGCGUCGGAUGGAUCCACAGAUCGCUGUGUGAUUUUUUUAUUUUUUUAUUUUUGCGUCUCUGACCCCGCGUCGCUCCGCUCGGGCGACUCGGGAGGAACUUCGCCAGUCGCCGGCGGCCCCCUCUCCCACGCCUCCUCUCCUCCGCAGCUGCCGCUGGCCUGGCCGCGGUGGCGGCGGCCCCUUGCCUCUGAAGGUGGCUCGGGGAGAUCCCGCGGCGGACGCGUGGUGGCCGGGUGGCUGGGUGGCCGCGGUCGUCUUGGUGGUGAGCUCUGCCGGGCUCGAAGCCGUGGGGCGCGGGGCGCGCGUGGGAAGCAGGGUGGCGUCGAGGUGUCGCGAGGCCUGCUCGCCGGCGCUUGGGGGUGGCGCGCGCGCGUUUCCCUCUGCUGCGGAUCUGGCCGGCGCGCUGGAUCUGGGCCAGCGGGCGGCUGUGGUGUCGGGGGCUUCGGUCCCUUGCGUCGAUGUGGUGGUCGCGCCGUCUACGGCCGCACGGGCGGCGUGGGGCGCGGGGCCAGGCCGCUGGCUUGCCACUUCCUCUCUUCCCGGCCAGAUCCAGGUCGGGGGCGGCAAGGUUUCCUCCUCUGCUCUCGACCUCCGAUGGAUCUUUUGCAACCCCUGUCGCCGCCUUGCUCUGUUCCACCUUCUGCUGAUUCGGCGGUCUGGUGGUUCGACGGGCGGGCGCUCGGUCUCUGUCGCCACUCAAGGUGAAAGCCUUAGAUCCAACUCCUGGAUCGGACAACGGUGGUGUCCUCGACAUCGUUACCACCUUCGUGGCGCCUGUCUUCGGAGACGCUGCUCAAUGCUGCUUGCCUGAGGGUUGGGGUGCUGCUUGGCUGGUUUGAGGUUGGUGGUCGAUGGUGGUGGUGCGGCCAGUCUGGGGUCGACGGGGUGUGUGUCGUGGUUGAGUGCUCUCUUGGUGCGUCUCUGCUAGGCGGUGCCCUGCAGCUACGCCAGUGGCACAUAGGUGCCGUGGCGUCGUCUCGGCCUCGUGCAACCUUUCGAAUGUACCCCCGACACAGGUGGUGUCGUGGCGUUGUGCGGUCUCGGUUGUGUGGAGCCUUUCGAUUGCGUCGAUGGUGCAGUGUCGUGGUUUGGUCUGCUUGGCGAUGCCCUUCGACUACGCUGGUGGCACACAGGUGCCGUGGCUUCGUCUUGGAUCCGCAUGUCCCUUCGAAUGUGCCUCGUGACACAGGUGGUGUCACGGCGUUGUGCAGUCUCGGAUGCGCGGAGCCUUUCGAUUGCGUCGACGGUGCAGUGUCGUGGUUUGGUCUUGGCUGGCCGAUGCCGUUCGCCUCCAUCCUAUGGUGUUCUUUGUUGUGUCUCCCUCCUUGUACCCCAUGUAUGUGUGUUGUGGCGUGUUUUUUUUGCUUUUCUCUUCUUCUCUGUGCCCCCUGUAAUUCCGGUUCACUUGAACCUAUCCUGCGACAGGCUGUAAAGUCUUAUAGGCAAAUGAAUACAAUUCAGGUGAGGAAAUCCCCCCCCCCUUGAA
Triticum urartu is the source of this 2414-nucleotide messenger RNA. NCBI's taxonomy places the organism in Eukaryota, Viridiplantae, Streptophyta, Magnoliopsida, Poales, Poaceae. The record is from RefSeq and is a predicted model, not a curated record.